GCCACAUCAGCAGCAGGUCACGAGCACAGAUUGCCACAUCAAGCCACGUACCACCUCAGCAUGCCACGACAGCCGAGUGCCCAGUCAGCAGCGGCCACUUCAGCAGUGCCGCAUCAGCAGGUGCCACCUCAGCGUUGGCACGUCAGCAGCAGACGAAGACCAGAGUCCUUAAUGCGCCGCAGUCAACGACUUGCGGAGCGCGGAUCCGCAGGAACCAAGCCCCAACAGGGACCUAAGACACCUCGGAUCCCGUGCAGGCGACGCACGACCAUGGCUGCUACCGCUGACGUCAAUGCACAAGCCAGCCCCAAGGGGCCGGUUACCCCUCCUAUCCCAGUUCAGCAGGCCGAUGAACCACUUCUGGCGUUUCUCAAACGUCUCCAGUUCUACUCGGAGACCACGACAGCUGAACUGAGCAAGUGGAAAGAGGAGGAAGCCGCCCGCCAGCAGGAAAUACAGCGCCAGCUGGCAGAGGCAGAGGGAGCACGUCAGCAGGCCGCAGCAGAAGCUGCAGCAGCCGUACAGUUGCAACAGCAGCAGGUCGAAGCAAGUCAGAACCAAGUUCGUUACCAAGCUACAAUGGAGCUCGCCAACGAAGAAGCCACGUACCAGAGGUUACUCCAACAACAGCAUUUUCGAGCAAAUGAGGAACAAGAGGAGUCGACCGAGGACGAGAGAAACAAGGAGGCCACAACAGUUUUGAUGGAGAAUCUGCUUUACACGUGCAAUUGGCAACAACGUGAACUGUUGGCCAUACGGCAGAUCUUCAUCCGCCAUGAAACGACGUUUAAAACAUUGGACAAGAAGAUCGCUACUAUGCAGGCCGAACUCAGCACACUACACGCCGCCAACAGCCAGCAGCAGACAAUCAACGGCCAGCUGCAGAACGAUGUCAGCACAGGGUUGGCACAACUAUCGGCAGCUGCGUCGAUGGGCAGCGAAGUGGCAGACUGCAGCCCAGCCUUGGCCGCGCAGGCCAAGCAACUCGAGGAGCGGAUCAACCACAUGGUCGCGUCCCUCGGCGACAUCAGCAAGUUUGCUGGAGCGUUGACAGUCAGCAAUCAACUGCAGACGCUCAGCGACCUCGUUCACCAACGACCGGCCGCUGUCGCCAAGGAAUGGAAGAUGCCGAACUUCAAGAUCGAGAAGUUCGAUGACUAUCACAAGACUGAUCCGCUGCAAUGGUGGAUGGCAUUCAACGCAGAGGCGGACGUGCAUCACACUCUAGCACUGCGGCGGCUUGACGCACUCUACCUCCAACUCAUUGGAGGGGCGCAGGCCUUCAUGACGCACAUGGCGGUCACAUUGGAAUGUACCAUCGCCACCCUCCACACCAAGAUCACGUGGGAGGAAUUCGAGCAGAAAUGGAAGACCCGGUUCAUGGUCAACAACGACAAGCGUCACGCCUUGAACAAUAUUUUCCGCAUGUUUCAAGGCCAGCAACCUUCACGGGAGUGGCUGAUGGAGUGGCAAAGACUCGUCGCAACCCCGGAGUUGAACUUACCGUUCGACGCAAUCCGGGCCGAAUUCUUCGCUCGGUCAUGUGACGCCUUGACAGCUUCUCUCGGCAGCGAAUUCCAGUAUGAGACCUUUGAUGACAUGAUCUCAAAGGCAAGAGAACUAAUCCAAGUGACUACGGACGCUUCCGGCUACGGCAUUGGCGCGGUCCUGGAACAUCAUGACGACACAGACUGGCAUCCGGUUGAGUACUUCAGCCGAAAGGUGCCACCCAUCAACACUCUUGAUGAUGCGGGGAAGAAGGAACUGCUAGCUUUUGUCACCGUACUUAAGCGUUGGCAUCACUUCCUCCUCGGGCGUCGGCAAUUCAUGUGGGUGACGAACAACAAUCUGUUGACUUAUUACAAGACGCAAGACACAGUGAGCAGCACGAUUGGUCGAUGGAUGUACUUCAUUGACCAGUUCGACUUCACCUCCAAGCACAUUCCGGGCUCCUCAAACAAGGCAGCGGAUGCUCUAUCGCGAAGACUAGAUCUUUGCGCCUUGGUGCACUCCACAUUCGGCCUCGACGAGAACCUGCAACAACAUGUCGUAAACGGCUACAAGUCGGAUCCGGGAUUCUCCACACUCUAUGCGGACUUAUCAGCGGAUCACCCGCCGACAAGCAAUUAUCGCAUUGUCGACAACUGCGUGCUUCUCCAUACACGAGGCAAGGACUUGUUGUGUGUUCCCCAAGACCGCAUCUUGCGCACUCGCCUCCUUGGCGAAUACCACGAUUCGCGGCUGGCAGGACACCUUGGCGUCGCAUGCACACUUGCAUGACUCCGCCAGUGAUUUCACUGGCCAGACAUCAUCAGCGACGUCAAUCGGUACAUUCAGUCAUGUGCAGUUUGCCAUCGGAACAAAGGGCGCCAUCAGCU
Chara braunii is the source of this 2378-nucleotide messenger RNA. NCBI's taxonomy places the organism in Eukaryota, Viridiplantae, Streptophyta, Charophyceae, Charales, Characeae. The record is from the annotation of a GenBank genome assembly.